GUACAAGUACGUCUCUCACCAAAAGUGAGAGUGCUGGUACUACCAAACCUGUGUACAUUGUACCUUAUGAAUUAAAUGUUGAAUAUUCCACAAUGAAUGAUCGUUUUUCCCUUGUUUUGAGUAAAUUUGCUGAUGAAAUUAUCGAAGGAAAUUGGCUGGAUGACUUCAAAGCAUUUUUAUUGGGAAGGACACCCCAUCAGUCUGAAGGGAGAGAGAGGGAAGGAGCAGAUAGAGAAGAUGAAAUCAUGAAAGUGUGCAACAAGUUGGGUCUGGUAUCUUUACUUCGAAAAUAUUUUUUCCUUUCAAAUUUUGGAGCGUUAAUGUUAUUUGCUGAGGAAUAUAAAUUUGUUGCCAGCAAGACACUUUUAGAUUUUUCAGAAAAAAUUGAUGAUCUCUACAGUAAAAUUUUAGCUAAAGAUUUUGCAAAACAAGCCAUUGAAGACCAUAAAAAAUUAGAAGACCAUGGAGAAGUGAUUUUUAAAGUUGAUUUGGAUUUGGAGUCUACACUGAAGGAGUUUCAAAAAUUUCUUGUUAAAGCAUUCUAUCGUCAUCAUGGCAUAUUAAUAUCACUGAGGGUUGUACAUCAUAGCCUACUUACCUUUGUAUGUACUAUACCUAAAUGGCUGGUUGAAGAGAUGAAGGAAUAUGUGACUAAAAAUGAAGAAAUGCUAAAAUCAAAAAAUGUUGUAGAAUUAAUUAUUGACAACACUGUGAUGUUUUCAAUAAAAAGUAAAACAAAUGUUACUCCAGAAGAAGAAGUUACUGGCAAGUUAAGUGGUUUGACUCUUACAGAACCAGAGGAGUUUAGAGGAAUCGCUGCUAUGUUGUUUGCACCUGCAAGUUCAG
Messenger RNA from Amphimedon queenslandica, 846 nucleotides. RefSeq lists its product as uncharacterized. NCBI's taxonomy places the organism in Eukaryota, Metazoa, Porifera, Demospongiae, Haplosclerida, Niphatidae. The transcript is spliced from 5 exons. The record is from RefSeq and is a predicted model, not a curated record. The annotation marks the transcript as partial.